AUGACAAGUUUAACAGAUGAAAAGUUGGUAAAGUUCUAUAGUGACAAGUGGACAGGUAGUCAAGUAGACUUUUGUAAACAAUUUAAUGAAGAUCCACAACAGUUUGCACGAUUCAUUGCUGGUCACUAUGAAAGUGCACGUAGUAGAGAAGCACUCAAACAGUUUUGGGAACGAUUCUAUCUAAGUCAUAGCGAGUUGCUCGAUAAUCCAGUCAACGAUUCAGACUCGAAUCACGGUGAUCACAGCCCACCACUCUCCAAUGCACAGCAACAACUCGAUGGAGGAGGAAAGCAUUCGAGACAAAAGUCUAAAACACGUAACCUCAAUCUCCUACAAAACUACUAUAACCUUGGUAUGGGUGACAGUGUAUCCAACGUGUCGACCGAUCCACUCAACAUUGACAGUCCCAGCUUUGACCUAAAGCAGUACUUUGAACACACCAUCAAGACAUCGACACUACCACAACUAGUGUCCAAGGACAACGAAUUGGUCAGCGAGAUUAGAACAUUGGAUGGUGACAUGAAGACAUUGGUCUAUGACAACUAUACAAAGUUUAUCAAUGCAACAGAUAUUAUCAAAAAGAUGAAAAAUAAUGUAGAGAAUAUGGAAGAUGGUAUGCAACUAUUAUCAAAGAAUAUGGAAUUGAUUACCACCUGUUCUGACAAGAUUAAUUCAACAUUGUCUGCUAGACGUGAACGUAUUGAUCAAUUAAGUGGUUUACAUAAAUUAUUAAAAAAGUUACAAUAUUUAACAGCAUUACCAUCAAAAUUAAAUAGUUGUGUUGAAAUGCAAGCUUAUAAUCUUGCAGUUAAAUAUUAUAAUAGUAAUAAUGGUAUUUUGAAACAAUAUAAUCAUAUUCCAUCAUUCCAAACUAUUCAAGCCGAGUGUGAUGAAAUCAUCACUUCAAUGAAAUCAAAGUUGUAUGAAAAAUUGGCUGUCAUUGAUUGCCCACAAGUUGAAGUUGGAGAAGCAGCUGAAUUAUUAAUGGAAUUAUUGGAACCUGUAGAUGCAGUAAGAACUCAUUAUUUAAAGGGAAGAAAAGAACAUACUUUGGCUGUAUUAUAUCAAUUUGAUAAGAGACAAUUUGAUGAUGUUGUACAAUUGAUUGGAGAAUUAAAUCAAGCAUUUUUAACAGAGUAUACUUAUAAUAUUGAAUCUUAUAAAUCAUUAUUUGUUAAUCGUUUCGAUGGUACUCAUGCUUCAAAGGAAGAAAGAAAGAGAUCAUUAAAUCUAUUGGAAGACUUUUCAAAGGAUUUAUUCAAUAGAUAUUUAUCAACUGCUAAAUCUAAAUUAACUUUAUAUAAAAAUCCAGAACAAAAGAUAAAGGGAUUAGAAUUAAUGUAUUCAGAAGUUUCAAAGAGACAAGAUCAAUUGGUAGAUACAACCUCGAUUACAGAUAUUAUAAAUGCAACAGUUCAUGAUCAAAUUACAGAUUACUUUGAUAAUUUACAAAAGACUAUUCAAAAUCAUAUACAUGCAAUGAACGAAACCCUCAAUGCUAAAAAGGAAGAAUCUUUAGAAGGAAACUUUUUACAAUCAUUGUCUGAAAAAACUGCCAAAGAUAUUGUCAAUGAAAUAUUAUUAUUAUUUACAAAUUUAAAGCCAUUCUUUUUACCAACACAAACAUCAUUCCUUACAAGUCAUUAUGCAACCAUCUUUACAAAGAUUCAAGUCAAACUUCAAAAUUUCUUUUUGUAUUUGAAUAUUCACUUUUUAGAGUAUCUUGACAUUAUCAAUCAAACUGAAAAUAAGGAGCAAUUUGGUUCAAGAUUCUUAUUGGUAUUGGCUAGUGUAUGUUUAUACAUUGAAAGUAAAGGUAUUACCAUAGUCGUACAAGUUAUGAAUGACUUUUUUAAUGUUGUAAAACAAGGUAUCUCUUCUCAAGAAAUUGGUGUAUUUAAUUUUAAUGCACCAGAUUUAUCAAAAAGAAUUAAAGAUGCAGCUCAAAGUUUAUUGACAGGAUUUACUAAAUUGAGAAGUGAAAAGGUUGAAAAGUUAUUAAGAAAGGGAUUGGAAUCCAAUGCCAAUUGGUUGGUAUUAAAAGAGCCAAAGGAUGCCCGUCAAGUAAACGAUUUUGUAUUGGAUGAAUUACUUAAAAUAUCAACAGAAGUUACCAAAUUACUUCCUUCAACUGCACAAUCCCUGCUGACCACACCAACUCUUCACCGUGUUCACACUCGAACCAACUCAACAGGUAGCAACAGUGGCAGUACCGAUCCAUCCAAGAAAAAUGCAGGCAACAAUGCCAACAAUUCAUCUGCAGCUGGUGGCGCAUCAAACACAUUGUUUGAUAAGAGAUUCGACGUAUUCAGCCCAGUCGAUUUCAAUGCAAACUCUAUUUUGGUUGGUGCAGUAAAGAUCAUGUUAAAGACCUACAUUGAGUGUCUUAGACUAAAAACAUUUGGUACAAAUGGUUAUCAUCAAAUUCAAGUUGAUCUUCGUUUCCUUAAAUUAUACCUUACCGACCAAUUGGGUAGUCAAACAUCAAUAGAUUCACUUAUUCAAGAAUGUGAAACUACAGUUCAUGAUCGUUGUAUUGCUCCAAUUCCAUUAGAAGAAAGUAUCAUUGUUAAACUUUGUGAAUCACAUUUCCAACAAAGAAAAGAAGAAUUGGCAAAGAGACAAUCUACCUCUACUGAAAAAUAA
Molecule: messenger RNA, 2646 nt
Organism: Cavenderia fasciculata
Lineage: Eukaryota; Evosea; Eumycetozoa; Acytosteliales; Cavenderiaceae
Exons: 8
Coding region: 1-2646 (881 amino acids)
Biological process (GO): lysosomal transport; Golgi organization; retrograde transport, endosome to Golgi
Cellular component (GO): EARP complex; membrane; GARP complex
Source: RefSeq, a predicted model, not a curated record